AAAAUAUCCACUUUAGUACAUUAUUAUCUUCAAAGAGGAAAGAUCCAAGACCAAAUGAACCAAACCGGUCAGAAGUCCAGUUACCAGAAAACUAAAAAACCCUAAUCUUGAAGUUUCAUAUCUCAUAGUAAACUCAACAACUCAUCACAGGUGCGCAGCUUUCAUCCAUCCCCCGCCCCCCCACCCACACACACACACACACACACACAAUUAUACGUAUAUACACUUGAAUCACAUCAAUUGUUUAAUUCUUUCUUCAUAAUCCAAUUUUGGGGUAAUUCUUAGAGUACAUUAUGGGUGAGACUGGGAAAAGAUCUCGUAGGGAUGACGGAGAUAGCAAGAAUCAGAAGAGGAGGACAGACAGAGAUGAGAAAGGCAGCGAUGAUGAGCUAAUAGUCUACAGAAUUCUAUGCCCAAAUAAUGUGAUUGGCAGUGUUAUUGGAAAGAAUGGGAAAGUUAUAAAUUCGAUUAGAGCGGAGACCAAGGCGAAGGUCAAGGUGGUGGACCCGUUUCCAGGUGCUAAGGAUAGAGUUAUAACCAUUUAUUGCUAUGUAAAGGAAAAGGAAGAUGUUGAGAUCGAUGAAGAUUUCAAUGAGAAAACACCUCUUUGCACUGCUCAGGAUGCUCUUCUCAAGGUUUAUACUGUAAUUGCAAAUGCUUUGGCUGCAAUUGGAGAUUCUGAUAAGAAGCGCAAGGAUAAAGAGGAGUGUCAGCUUCUUGUUCCUUCAAGCCAGUCUGCUAAUAUCAUUGGUAAAUCUGGUACCACCAUAAAGAAGUUGAGAAGCAAGAUGAGGGCCAAUAUUAAAGUAGUUGCCAGAGAUGCUAGUGAUCCAACACAUUCCUGUGCACUCGAGUUUGAUAACUUUGUUCUGAUAACUGGUGACCCAGAAUCUGUAAGGAGAUCACUCUUUGCUGUUUCUGCAAUCAUGUACAAGUUCACACCUAAGGAAGACAUUCCUCUUACUACCAACGUUCCUGAAGUUCGUCCAAGCAUUAUUAUCCCUUCAGAUGUUCCCAUAUAUCAACCAGCUGGGAUUUAUCCAAGUGUGGAUCCUAUUAUGCCGUCUCGAUCUGUUCCAUCUGUUUUAGGUACCACCCACAUACCAGAGCUUCCAGGUUAUGUGGAUGCAGGAGGCACAUGGCCUAUUUAUUCUUCUGCUCUUCCCAUGGUUUCUGGUUACGGAGGUGCCUCUCAAACUGAAGAAUUGACUAUUAGAGUGUUGUGUCCAACUAGCAAUAUUGGUCGUGUUAUUGGCAAGGGAGGAGCUUCGAUUAAAAGUGUAAGGCAAGCAAGUGGUGCUCGCAUCGAGGUUUGUGAUGCCAAAGCCGAUCGUGAUCAGUGCAUUAUCACAGUCAUUUCCACUGAGUCAGUGGAUGAUCUUAAAUCCAUGGCAGUUGAAGCUGUACUGCUGCUGCAAGGGAAAAUAAAUGACGAAGAUGAGGAUACUGUAACUUUUCGUCUACUUGUUCCGUCAAAGGUUAUUGGAUGUAUCAUUGGGAAAGGUGGUUCAAUUGUUAAUGAAAUCCGGAAGAGAACUAGAGCUGAUGUACGUAUCUCAAAAGGCGAGAAGCCCAAAUGUGCGGAUUCAAAUGAUGAACUUGUCGAGGUGUCUGGAGAAGUUAGUAGUGUGAGGGAUGCCCUUAUCCAGAUUGUACUGAGGCUUAGAGAUGAUGUUAUAAAAGGCCGAGAAGGUAAUCAUAAUCCAGCUGCAGGUGCUGAUUCUUUACGCUCUAGUGGUAAAGAAUCAGCAUUUGGUUUUGCGCUGGCUGCAGGAUUGCCCAAUGUUCCUCCACCUGCUCCUUUGAGCUAUGAACAUAGGAUUGAAACAGGGAAUGGUGUUGGAAUGCGUUCUUCGGGCAGCCACUAUGGUCGCCAUGAGUCACUCUCGAUGGCGGAUGAUGGCUAUGGAUCGUAUUCUUCAUAUUCCUCAAAGUUAUAUGGCGGCAGAUUACCUCCACCCUCAGCUCUAGAGAUCGUUAUCCCAGGAAUUGCUGUUGGUAAAGUUAUGGGUAAAGGUGGCUCAAACAUAGAUAAUAUCCGCAAGAUAUCUGGAGCAUCUGUGGAUAUAAUCGAUUCCAAAUCCUCUCGAGGUGAUCAAAUUGCUAUAAUUUCUGGUACACAGGAACAGAAGCGUGCUGCCGAAAACUUGAUUCAGGCAUUUAUUAUGUCGACUUGAGCAAUAAGGACACAUCUCCUUUCUGAAGGUGUGACCUUGACUAAAUAUCGAGGGCCCUUUUUCAGAAGUUCCGCUCUAGGAUAUGGUAGGUUCUCGUGCUGGAGAGUGUCAUUUUGCGUAGGUUUGAUAAAAUUUCUUCUCUGUAGGAACGUUUGAAGAAUUCAUAAAUGCUUGUUCUUUUUUCUGCCUAUAUAGGUUCAGCCAUGUAGCCUGAUAGGCGUUCUUUUCAUCUGCUCUGGUUAGAACUUCAUAGGACAUUAUCUUUCCUUUGAUAGUCUGUCAUCAGUUCUUAUCUUUUGAUGAAUAUGGCUUUCAACUGUC
Messenger RNA from Lycium barbarum (goji berry), 2498 nucleotides. Its product is annotated as KH domain-containing protein At4g18375. Gene Ontology annotation, biological process: regulation of gene expression. The record is from RefSeq and is a predicted model, not a curated record. Gene Ontology annotation, molecular function: mRNA binding. The transcript is spliced from 8 exons. Lineage: Eukaryota; Viridiplantae; Streptophyta; Magnoliopsida; Solanales; Solanaceae. Gene Ontology annotation, cellular component: nucleus; cytoplasm. The coding region runs from base 294 to 2177 and encodes 627 amino acids.